This is a messenger RNA of Anas platyrhynchos (mallard), 1552 nucleotides long. Its product is annotated as ras-related protein Rab-42. The record is from RefSeq and is a predicted model, not a curated record. NCBI's taxonomy places the organism in Eukaryota, Metazoa, Chordata, Aves, Anseriformes, Anatidae. Gene Ontology annotation, molecular function: GTP binding; GTPase activity.
CCCAGGGGAGGGGAGGCAGCAGCCCAGGGGCACUUCCCUUCCCUUUCCUUUCCUCCAGCUGCUGGGGUGCCAGAGGGGAGGGAGCCGCCUGCUUUAAGACAAAGGUGCCACUGAAAGGCGGUGCUGAAGCUGUGCCCACCGUUGGGUGCUUUGUGGAGAGCAAUUUGGGGAUGAAAAGAGCUGUUCCUGUCCCUCAACUGCCACCAGUGGGAGGGGGACAGCAGUGACCUGGUGCAGGGAGUGGCAUGGGAGUGACCCGAGCUGGUGGGGGGCAGUGCUGGGGGUGCAAGAGAGUCUCCACCCCCUUGUCCGUUUCCUGGGGCACUGCCCCAGCUCCUGCCUGCAGCCUCCUCCACCUCUGGGCUGUUCUCUGUGCUCAGUGGCAGGUGACAAGGACAGAAGGUGACAAGGACGGCCACAAGGAGCAAACAACCAAACAGCCCCCGGGUUGUGCCCCUGGGGCUGCUCACAGCGUGGCAGCCUCUCCCUCCUCCUCCUCCUCUGCUUUGUUUGUCCCGGGGUGGGUGCGAGGACAGGACAACAGCUCUGUCCCUGUCCCCAGGGACAGCACUGCGGGGUGGGGACAAGGGUGGAGACCUGGCCCCGGUCCCACCAGCACAGCAAAGCCCCUGGGGCUGGGAUCCAUCCGGCCCCAUGGAUCCCUUCUCCCCCAGCCCAGCUGCCGGCAUGGGGAUGGCUCUGGAUGCCUCCCCGAACCCCCAUGUCCCCGACACGGGGGGCCACUACCAGUUCCGUGUCAUCGUGCUGGGGGACGCGGCCGUGGGGAAGUCGUCGCUGCUGCGCUGCUACGCCGAGGGGCCGGGGGGGGCUGUGCCCUGCCCCACUGUUGGUGUGGAUUUCUACAGCCGCACCGUCCCGCUGCCGCCCGCCGGCAGGGCCAAGCUGCAGCUGUGGGACACGGCCGGCCAGGAGAGGUUCAGGUCCAUCACCAGGUCCUUCUACCGGAGCGCCGCGGGCGUGCUGCUGGUCUUCGACCUCACCAACCGGGCGUCCUUCGAGCGCGUCCCCGAGUGGUACCGCGAGGCCGCCGGUGACCGCGCCGCCGCCUUCGUCCUGGUGGGCCAGAAGAGCGACCUGGCGGCCGAACGAGCUGUGUCGGCCGAGGAGGCCGCGCGCCUGGCGGCCUCCCUGGGCAUGGCCUUCGUGGAGACCUCGGCCCGCAGCAACCGCAACGUGGAGCUGGCCUUCGAGACGCUGGCGGGGGGCAUCCUGCGGGCGCUGGGCCGCGGGGCCCUCGCCCCACCCCACGAUUGCGGCGCCGUCAGGCUCAUCCCCAGCCCCAGCCGCCCCCGGCCCCUGGCACGGGGCGAGCCCCAGGGGCGCUGCUGGUGCUGAUGGGGACGGGACCCCCCCAAAAAUGGGGAUGGAGCUGGGGAGCCGCUGCCCUGCUCUUUGCCUGGAGCUCACCCCCCUGGGGCUGUGUUCCCACGUUGGUUUGCCCUUCCAGCUUUGGUUUGGGGGCUGUGGAAACAAUAAUCCCCCACCCUCCAGGGGUGUUUUUAAUAAAUCAGCUGCCUUCUGCAUUAAAAAA